GGUUUGGUCAAGGAUGGAGAGCAGCUCGUGCGGCAUCUGCCAUGGCGACAUGCGCCGCCGCGGCGAGGCCGUGUUCACGGCGGAGUGCGACCACCAGUUCCACUUUAGCUGCAUCUCCGGCAGCGUCGCGCGCGGGCGCAUCGCCUGCCCGCUCUGCCACACGCGGUGGCGCGAGUUCCCGUCGUUCCGCGGCAAGGACGCACCGGCGCCGGCGGGCGCGUCGGUGGCACAGCCGUUCUUUAGGCCUGUGGAGCCACGGGUGUUCGACGACGACGAGCCGCUGGUCCGGGCGCCGAGGCGUCUCGGGGAGCGGAAGCGCGUCGGGGCGGCGAGUGUGGCGUCGGAUGGUGGGUCGCCGGUGGCGCUCGCGACGCACUGCGAGCACUCGGCCGUCGCGAGGGAUGUGUCCCGGGAGGACUUCGCCGUGCUCGUUCACGCCAGGGCUCCUUCCGGGGGUGGCGCCGCCGCCGCCGCCGCCGAGGCGCCGCGAGCGCCGCUCGACCUAGUGACCGUGCUCGAUGUGAGCGGGAGCAUGGUGGGGAACAAGCUGGUGCUGCUGAAGCAGGCGAUGGGGUUCGUCAUCGAUAACCUCGGCCCCGGCGACCGCCUCUGCGUCAUCUCCUUCUCCUCCGGCUCGAGCCGCCUGAUGCGGCUGACGCGCAUGACGGACGGCGGGAAGGCGCACGCGAAGCGCGCCGUGGAGUCCCUCUCGGCGCGCGGCGGCACAAACAUCGGGGCGGCGCUCCACAAGGCUGCCAAGGUGCUCGAUGAGCGCCUGUACCGGAACGCCGUCGAGAGCGUCAUCCUCCUCUCCGACGGCCAGGACACGUACACCGUGCCGGCGCGCGGGGGCUACGACCGCGACGCCAACUACGACGCGCUCGUGCCGCCGUCCUUCGUGCGCACCGAGGACGGCGGCCGGUCCCCGCCGGUUCACACGUUCGGCUUCGGGAAGGACCACGACGCGGCGGCGAUGCACACCAUCGCCGAGGUCACCGGCGGGACGUUCUCCUUCAUCGAGAACGAGGCGGCAAUCCAGGACGGGUUCGCUCAGUGCAUCGGUGGCCUCCUCUCCGUCGCUGUGCAGGAGCUCCGCCUCGACGUCGCGUGCGUGGACACAGGCGUGCGCGUCACGGCGAUCAAGUCCGGCAACUACAAGAGCCACAUCGACGAGGACGGCCGAGCCGCCACGGUUCACGUCGGCGAGCUCUACGCCGACGAGGAGAGGAGCUUCUUGCUGUUCGUCAUCGUCCCCAGAGCUGAGGCAUGGGACGACGCCACCCGCCUGGUCGAAGUGAGCUGCUCUUACCGAGACAUGGAGACCGGACGGACCACGAGCGUGGCCGGCGACGAGGAGGCGGUGGUGGACAGGCCGUCGCGGGCGGAGGCCGGCGUCGCCGAGCGCUCCGUGGAGGUCGACCGGGAGCUGGUCCGGGUGGAGGCGAUCGACGACAUCGCUCUGGCGCGGGCGGCCGCCGAGCGCGGCGCGUACGCGGAGGCGGCGGAGAUCCUCCGGAGCAGGCAGCGCGCGGUGGCGCGCUCCGCGGCGGCGCGCGCGGGGGACGCCAUGUGCGCGGCGCUGUCGGGGGAGCUGCGGGAGAUGCGCGCCCGCGUGGCGGACCGGCGGCAGUACGAGCUGUCCGGGCGCGCCUACGUGCUCGCCGGGCUGAGCUCGCACGCGCAGCAGCGGGCCACGUCGAGGCAGAUGUCCGGCGAGCUCCGGCGGUCGCCGCUCCCGACGGGGAUCACCGUGUCGUACGUGACGCCGGCGAUGCUGGACAUGCUCGACCGGUCGCGGCGGUCGCGAGAGCUGACGCGGCCGUAGCCGCAGCCGCAGCACCACCAUCACCAGCGCGACCGGGAGAGGGGAAGAAGCUGGAACUGAUGAACCCCCCCUCCCCUCCCUGCGUCCUCCGUUGAUCGCUGGAAUUACACUUGACCAUUUUGCUCAUAUCAAAACAUUGCAAUUUGCAACCAGAAAAUGUUUCCGGUGUGUUGCACCAAUUUUGUUGCUUAUCGCAGGAAUAAACGA
Messenger RNA from Oryza brachyantha (malo sina), 2032 nucleotides. RefSeq names its product E3 ubiquitin-protein ligase WAV3-like. The coding region runs from base 14 to 1825 and encodes 603 amino acids. The record is from RefSeq and is a predicted model, not a curated record. Lineage: Eukaryota; Viridiplantae; Streptophyta; Magnoliopsida; Poales; Poaceae. The transcript has a single exon.